Molecule: messenger RNA, 2254 nt
Organism: Bemisia tabaci
Lineage: Eukaryota; Metazoa; Arthropoda; Insecta; Hemiptera; Aleyrodidae
Biological process (GO): regulation of transcription by RNA polymerase II
Molecular function (GO): RNA polymerase II cis-regulatory region sequence-specific DNA binding; DNA-binding transcription factor activity, RNA polymerase II-specific; protein binding
Source: RefSeq, a predicted model, not a curated record
UGCAAGGAGCCACAGGUGGGGGCAGAUACACUUGAGCGGCGCGGCUCCUGAUUGGCCGGCGGGCGCCACCGGGGGUUACGGCCCGCGAGGGUGGCUACGGCUAUGCACCGCAAACCGCGGUAACAGUUAACUCCGCAACUCGCCAGCGAUACGCGCCGGAAAUCGCUCCUAAUUUUCGCGCCUCCUUUCCCGACCCGAAAAUCCGGAACCCGACCGUUCAACCGUGUAUCUUGGACCAGCUCUAAAAUCAAACUCCUCUGUUCGAUACGUCCGGGUCGAAAGUUUAAGGCGGACGUGCGGAAAUUUUCAAUCAAGACAAAAAAAAAUACAUUAUGCUGUCAUCGAGUCGCGUAUAUUCGAUAUUGGACUCUGCGGUUGACAAGUUCCAAGGAAGAAGUGAAAAUGAUGGAGGAUUCACAGGAGAAAAUAGUGAUUAGUUUGUGAUUUGAUGGACUGGAAUUUUAUGUGUGAAAAAAGGGACAUUCCGAAAAUAGUCAAUUUUCAGUUUGUGCGAUUCUCACACGACGAAAAUUUAAAUUAACCAGAAAUUUUCGGAAAAAUCAACUCGCAGUUUACUUUCAACAAGUUGACAAUAUCCUAUUAAACAGGAAUGUAUUCUUUGUAUCAAGCUUGGCUCUUACGAGAGAACAGCUCUCUGGCCUCUUCUACGAUGGUCACUAUUCCGGACACGAUCAUCCAUGUUGGCACGGAUGACAAUAUGCAAAAAUUCAGCGGGCACAAAAUCAUCCUCUCCUCACAGAGUGGGUACCUGCGAUCCUUACUAGCAACUCAAGAGGCCGCACCUGAGAUUUACAUAACCAACGUUAAUGCCGAAAUAUUUGGUAUCCUCCUAACAUUCAUGUACACCGGUUACUUGAAUAUAAAUUCUGAAAAUAUAUACAGUGUGCUUUUAGCGACGCAUUUGUUGCACAUGCCAAGGGCUCUGGACUUGUGCAGAUCUUUCCUCAUUGAACAGCAAACACUUCCUGCAUUAUUGCCGCCUACACCCACAACUCCAGCUUUACCAGCGAAUAUCAUCAAACCUAUUCCCAGCCGGAAACUUCUCCCAGCGAUAAUACAGCAGCAGAAAAGCCAACCUCACCAGGAGAAAAACCGCUGGGAUAUGAGCUCUACUGUUUUCCACCCGGUGCAAUCAAAACCAAUACCAAUCGUAGACCCUCCUCCAUUGACCAUCAACACGCAACAACCUUCAACUUCAAAAGAGACGAAUAUGUCAACUUCCGUUUCGAGUUUAUCUCCUUGUCUCUCUAACAUAAGUGGAACCACAGAUGAACUGACUGUCACAAUCACAGAGAGAAACGAAGAAAUCUCGAAGAAAAAAAGCAAAUCCAGAAACUCAAAAAGUAACGAGGAAAAUAAUAAAGUCAUCAUAGACGUAGCCUCGUGUGAUGGUCCUGUGAGGUUUCAAAGAAUUUUGAAUACCAACUACCGAGCUAAGAUUCAAGAUUCAGCGGUCGGAGAAGAUGAAAACCAAGGGGAACACUUGAAUACGACCAAGAGUGCAGAGCCGGAUAGUAAACAGAUGCCUAUUCAGAGUCAAAAUUAUCUUGAUGAAAAAAUUGCCGAUGGAAAAAGCGAAGACACUCUGAAAUGUAGUUAUUGUGAUCACACUUUUAAAAGCAAGUAUUGCCUCCAGAAACACAGCAAACGCCACCUGACUUCUGUUGAAAUGGGAGGUGUAAUAAAAGUUAAGGCAGUGCCUCAUCCAUCUUUCAUGAAGCUGAGUUCUAAAAAACUACCACCAGCCCAGUCCAUUGGAUCGAAGCGUGAAGUGCGACUACUUGAUAUGAACGUUCAAUAUUACCCCUGUAAAACUUGUGGAUCCAAGUUUCCUAGCUACUAUUUUGUUCAUAAACAUCGCAAAAUGUGUCACCCAGAGGAGGAAAAUAUGGUAAAUAAUCAGCUCAUAUCAGAUGAUACAUCCAAAUCAGAAAAGAAUUCUUUGCUAGUAGACAAUAGUAAUGCUAUAAAAACUGAUUGAGGUGAAAACUUUCAGCAAGAGAAAACUAUUUGGUUUAAAAUGAGUUUGUUCACUUCAAGUCAUCAAUUUUAAGAUUAGUCAAAGAGAAAAAAAUUAAAAUUGUGUUGAACUGAAUAAAUUUAAAUAGUGCUUUUAAUUUUGUUUCAUUGUUAUAGUUAGUAAUUAAUAAAAAGAAACCCCGAAUAUAAACUAUGUUGCAUGGCAAACUACAUAAAAUGUAAGUAUUUACAGAAUAAAAUUCUACUAUUAUUA